Messenger RNA from Ctenocephalides felis (cat flea), 962 nucleotides. Its product is annotated as FMRFamide receptor-like. Gene Ontology annotation, molecular function: G protein-coupled receptor activity. NCBI's taxonomy places the organism in Eukaryota, Metazoa, Arthropoda, Insecta, Siphonaptera, Pulicidae. Gene Ontology annotation, cellular component: membrane. The record is from RefSeq and is a predicted model, not a curated record. Gene Ontology annotation, biological process: G protein-coupled receptor signaling pathway.
CACUCAUAAUUUUCUUAAAUUUCGGUAUAAGAAGUGAUGAAAUAGCUACAGUAUCCAAUUAAUAAACCGACUUGUUAAUAAAAUAACUAAAAAGUGCUAUACACGAAAGAUAUUUACAUAUCUCUAUUAUUCGAGUAGAAGCUAUUAAAAUUCCUAAAAAUGUUAAUAAAUUCCAUAAUUUGAAGUGAAAUGAAUUUCACCGAUGGCCUAGAGCCCUCUCUGGGCGAGACGCUCAGCAAUUUAAGCGAAGACACACACUAUGGUUCAUGUUUCGAUGCUUAUGAUCCUGAUUCCGAUCUGAACUUAUUCGAGUUCAUAACCAAUGGAGUGGUCCUCAAUGUGGUUGGGUUGUUGGGAGUGGUCGGAAACGUCCUGAGCAUGGUCGUGCUGUCCAGGCCGCAGAUGAAGUCCAGCGUUAACUGCUUGCUCAUAGGUUUGGCCAGGUGCGACACCAUCCUCAUCCUAACAUCAAUGAUGCUGUUUGGACUGCCAGCUAUAUAUUCGUAUACUGGGAAAUUAUUUUAUUAUUAUUAUUCUAUAUAUCCUAGAAUAUCGCCCUAUGUGUAUCCAGUUGCGAUGAUAGCACAGACGGCGUCUGUGUAUAUCACUAUGACGGUGACUUUAGAACGAUGGGUGGCUGUUUGUCACCCAUUAAGGGCACGAGCAUUGUGCACUCAUGGCAGAGCCAGGUGGCACUUAUGCGCAAUUGCCCUCUUCUGUAUCCUGUACAAUAUUCCUAGAUUUUGGGAAGUCUCCAGUCGAGAAUAUCGAAUACGAGAUACGACGAUACAUUGUGUAGAAGCAAGUGAUCUAAGAGCUGAAAGUCUGUACAUCACAUUAUAUAUACAUUGGUCAUAUUUGGUAUUUUUAUAUUUUAUACCUUUCUCGUCGCUGGCAUGUCUAAAUGCGAUGAUCUACAGGCAGAUUAGGAAAGCUAAUAGAGAACGACAGAGGUUAUCAAG